Messenger RNA from Salmo salar (Atlantic salmon), 3432 nucleotides. RefSeq lists its product as uncharacterized. NCBI's taxonomy places the organism in Eukaryota, Metazoa, Chordata, Actinopteri, Salmoniformes, Salmonidae. Gene Ontology annotation, cellular component: plasma membrane. Gene Ontology annotation, biological process: cell surface receptor signaling pathway; adenylate cyclase-activating G protein-coupled receptor signaling pathway. The record is from RefSeq and is a predicted model, not a curated record. Gene Ontology annotation, molecular function: G protein-coupled receptor activity; nucleic acid binding; cAMP binding.
UUGUCCUUAGCCAUGUACUGUAGCUAGCUAGGAAGUUGAUGUCAUCAAGUUUCACAUGAUGUGUUGCGACGUCCAAACAUCAAAACAUUGCUAGCAAAUUGUAAAAAGAAAUGGAUAGUAACAAUAUAAUUCCAUUAAAUAACGACAGUAGACGCUGUAUUUUCUUUAAUACAGAUUCUGACGACUAUCGAUGUGUGGUGAUUCUCACAGUGAAGCGAGCCACAGGCACCUUCUCACUGAUAGGAUGCUUUUUCAUGCUGUUUGUAAUCUGGCUUCUGCGCCGGUAUCACUCCUUGGCCCAGAAGAUGAUUUGCAGUCUGACAGUAGCGGCCUUCUUUGACAGUGUAGCGUAUGUCAUGGGUGAUACCCAUCCAGAGGGGAGUCUGUGUAACUUCCAGGCCUGGUGGCUCACUUAUUUUGACUGGAGUGCCCUGGCCUGGGUGUGCCUGAUCACAGUGAACCUCUACCUUAACCUGGUCAAAGAGAUGAGCACCAGCCACUACCAGCUACUGUACCACCUGAUGGCCUGGGGGGUGCCCCUGGUGAUGUCCUCCCUGCCCCUGUUCAGUGGAUACUACGGCCCAGCAGGAGCCUGGUGCUGGAUCACAGACGACCACGUAGCUUGGAGAUUUGGGAUAUGGUACGUCCCACUCUUCACCCUCAUCUUCCUCAUGAUCUGCUGCUACGCCAGAAUAAUCUACGUAGCCAAUGAGAGGAUGCAGUCGUGGUUUGGCACCUUCAACCCAGAGAGGGAGAGGAGAAAGGUGUCUUUGGCUGAGGAGAUAAAGCCGUUGAAGUGGUAUCCAUCCGUUUAUCUCCUGGUGUCUCUGUUCCCCCUCAUCAACAGGCUCCAUAAUGCGUUCUACCCCCAGGAUCCAGUGUUCUCUCUUACUUUGCUCCAUGUCCUUUCAGCCCCUCUCCAUGGCUUGGCCAACGCAUUCGUCUUUGGCCUGGACAGAGACACCUGGAGCCAGCUCAGUCCUACAGGCAUACAGUUGGCGCUGCAGUCUCGGCUGUGUGACAGGACGCGUAUCAGGGAGUACCAUGCUGGGGCGGUGCACUACACGCAGGCUGAGCUGGGAGACUUCAGUGACGAGGAUGAUGAUGACACCAACGUCCUUUUCUACUCCCCUGACAUGACCCUGAAAGACAGAGGACCCUAAGAGAGAGGCAGACAGACAGAGCAAGCGAGAGAUUCAUUCUGAGGGGGGAUACGUAGGGAGGAAGAGAGAAAGGGAGCGAAGGAGGGAUAGUGAGGGGUUUCUGUGUUAGGUCUGUCAGGAUCCAUUAUUAAUCCACAUCCUUUACUAUUUAAUAACCUCCAACUACACACACACACACACACACACACACUAUCCUGCUUUGCUAUCUGACUUACACAGCAUCGUAACAAAACCAGCAAAGCAGCUAUAGUGCUUUAAACAGCCUUCAACCCUAAUGCUACACACUAGCCUGGGUGCCAGUCUGACUCUGCUUCAGUCCUAGUCAACUGCAGAGCUGGCUAAGGAAAGAACAGACUGUCCUGGUACCCAGGCUAGCAUAUCACUAGUCCCAAGGGGCUUCCUCUCCUCACCUCCUUUCCUUCAUCUGCACUGAUCUGAAAAGACAGGAUAGGUGAAAGCAAAAUGUGUGUUUAAUGUUCAAAGGAGAGGAAAACCGUUAAGACUAUUGUCAUGUACCCAGGAACUGCACAGUCACUUGCUCACUGAGCUCUCCAUGUUAUUUUUACAUUUACAUUUUUUUGUCAUUUGGCAGACGCUCUUAUCCAGAACGAUUUACAGGAGACAUUAGGGUUAAGUGCCUUGCUCAAGGACACAUCGACAGAUUUUUCACCAAGUCGGCUCGUGGAUUUGCACCAGCGACCUUUCGGUUACUGGCCCAACACUCUUAACCUCUAGACUACCUGCUGCUUAUGCUGUUAGCUUGUGUUUAUUAUGUUAUUUAUGGCUUCUUUUUUUUACUGUAUGACUUCUGUUAGCAAAUCCUUCCCAAGAACAUGUUGCGAUCACGGUAAUGCCCAGCAUUAUAUGUGACUUUCGGAGCUCUGAGGGGUAUAAUACAACACAAGUUAAACAAGUUAGCUAGCUAACUUACCUGAAUAUUCUGACAUAACUUUUUCUUUUUUAGGAAGAUAAGCUUGAAAUGGGCAUGGUCUAAUUGACUCAACAACCAAAACCCAAAUCUAAGUUUAGCCUUCUUAAUUAACCAGAAAAUCUGUAGUUAUUUCUGCUUGUUUAUAAGUUAGCAGGCUAACUCAUUGAUCCUGCUUUGUAGUUUACCCAUCUGGUGCUAAUGCUACAGUAGCUGACCAUACAGGUUCUCUAACUCAACUCAACAUGCUAAAAAGGCCUCAAUUCAAAACAGACAGAUAAAUGGAGGGAGGAAAAAAUGUAAAGAAAGGGAGGGGGUGAUGGAAUUGUGAAACCAAGAUAGGGAAUGGGGAGAGGUAGCAAGAGAUAUCUUAGAACAAUUCAUGUCCCAACGAUAGCUGGGGAUUUAAACGAACAAAAUCCAGUAUUUGAACAGUUUAACUUCUAUCACACCUGUUGUUGUCUUUACAUAUGGCAUUACUAAUGUUGCUACUCUUGUAAAACGUCCGUUGUUUUUCGUACUUUUAUGCAGCUAUGUUCUUUUUUCCAUGAAAUGCUGUGGUCUGCCCACAGGUUUGAGUUUGUUUGAUAAACUGUUAUACUGUAUUUAUAAGAGACAAUGUACUGUAUAUAUAUUAGUGUAUACUCUAUAUUUUUGUAUGGAUGCUUUUGACUGGAAUGUGAAAAGGUUAACUUGACCCCUAAAUGGUCUCCAUGUCCUGCUGUUUAGGCCUCAAUGGGGGUGGGAGCAGUAAAAUUGAACACACACACACUUUCUUAAAAUGUGUCUCUCACACUUACACUCUUUCUUUGAUGCCUGUCUCACAGAAAUGCAUGUGCACACACACACACACACACACACUUUGACACACAGUCACCUGUCUCUUUGAUGUAGCGGCUGCCACAAGGACAGUAGGAGCCUCUGACGGUCUGUCAUUGACCUUCGACACUAUGUCAUUGGCUGACUUCUAGAGAACCGCAAUGUGAUUAGCAGGCUGUUAGAGGUGCUGUGUGGUUGACGGGCUGAUGAAAAGAGAGAUGUGAUUUUGCUGAACAUCCUGACAAGGGUGUUCCUUUCCCAAAUCAACCCCGUAGUCCCAGUGCACUUAUGGAGAACUGGAUAGCUAUUAGUGAAACAGUAAUCUACACAAGUGCACAAGAGGUAUGGGGCAAGGGGUACAUUUGGGGAUGCGCAUAUAGACCUAACACAGAAUCCUAUCUACACAUAAUUAUACAGUCCCCUCUCAAACCACAUACAAUCGCUGCACCAAUCCCAGUUUAGGCAUACUUCUAUUGUUCUGCUGUACACUCCAUCUAAUAAACAAGCAGGAUACACAUUUCA